Messenger RNA from Gallus gallus (chicken), 1495 nucleotides. It is a transcript of the gene TARBP2, whose product is annotated as TARBP2, RISC loading complex RNA binding subunit. The coding region runs from base 88 to 1179 and encodes 363 amino acids. Gene Ontology annotation, molecular function: pre-miRNA binding; double-stranded RNA binding; siRNA binding. Gene Ontology annotation, cellular component: RISC-loading complex. Gene Ontology annotation, biological process: regulation of miRNA processing; regulation of viral transcription; regulation of siRNA processing. Lineage: Eukaryota; Metazoa; Chordata; Aves; Galliformes; Phasianidae. The transcript has 9 exons. The record is from RefSeq and is a predicted model, not a curated record.
CCCUCUCCCGUCGCCCCCCGCGCGGCGCGGCGCAGCGCCCCCCGGCGGCGCGGAGGUGGCGGCGGCGGCGGUCGGAGCGCGGCGGGGAUGAGCGAGGAGGGGGCGGGCGGCGGGGCCAGGCGGAGCGGCGGCUUCCCCAGCCCUGUCCGCAGCCUGGAGCAGAUGCUGGCCUCCAGCCCCGGGAAGACCCCCAUCAGCCUCCUGCAGGAGUAUGGCACACGCAUAGGGCGCACCCCGGGCUACGACCUGCUGAAGGCAGAGGGCCAGGCACACCAGCCCAACUUCACCUUCCGUGUCACCGUCGGCGACGUCAGCUGCACCGGGCAGGGACCCAGCAAGAAGGCGGCGAAGCACAAAGCAGCGGAGGUGGCCCUGAAGCUGCUGAAGGGGGGGGACAUGCUGGAGCCCGGCGCCCCCGAGGAGCCCAGCUCUCCUUUCCCCCCAGAGCCCCUGGCAGAGCCCGGCCCCACAGCUGCCCCCCCGGCCCCCGCUGUGCCCCCACCUUCCCCCAGGGGUACCCCCCUGGAGGUGAAGGCGCCCGUGCCCCCCCCACAGUCGGAGUGUAACCCCGUGGGGGCUCUGCAGGAGCUGGUGGUGCAGAAGGGUUGGCGCCUGCCCGAAUACACGGUGACCCAGGAGUCGGGGCCGGCGCACCGCAAGGAGUUCACCAUGACGUGCCGCGUGGAGCGCUUCGUGGAGAUCGGCAGCGGCACCUCAAAGAAGCUGGCGAAGCGCAACGCGGCCGCCAAGAUGUUGGUGCGCAUCCACAACGUCCCCAUGGAGCCGCGUGAGGGCAGCGAGGCUGAGGUGGAGGAGGAUCAGUUCUGCAUGGCGGGUCCUCGGCUGGAGGGGCUGCGGGGCCGCACUCCGGGCUGCACGUGGGAUUCCCUGCGCAACUCCGCGGGCGAGAAGAUCGUGCAGCUGCGGAGCCACCCGUUGGCAGCCAUGGGCGCGGGCGCCUGCGCGCUGCUGCAGGAGCUGUCCGAGGAGCAGAGCUUCGCCAUCAGUUACCUCGACAUCGAUGCGCUGAGUCUCAGCGGGCUGCACCAAUGCCUGGUAGAGCUGUCCACGCAGCCGGCCACCGUCUGCCACGGCGCUGCCCCCUCCCGCGACGGCGCCCGCUCCCACGCUGCCCGCAACGCCCUCCAAUACCUCCGCAUCAUGGCGGGGGGCAAAUGAGCCCCCACCCCCCGCCCGGAUGGACCCCCGGCACCCGGAGCCCCCUGGAUGGAGCCGGGGAUGCACAGACGGACCCACGGACGGAUGGACGGACGGAGCCACAAAGCGACACGUGGACACCCCCACGGACAGCCGGACCCACCAACGCGCCCUGUGGGCACCCGGACGGACCGUCAGCCAUUGCGACAGACGCACGGACGGACAUUCGGGCCCUGGAUGGACCUCAGGGCUGGGGGGACCUCUGCUCUGCCCCCCACCCCCAGGUGGGUCCCCGGGCACAGGCAGCCCCCAGGAAUAAAGCUGGGGGGGUUUGUAA